This is a messenger RNA of Dicrocoelium dendriticum, 1650 nucleotides long. The record is from the annotation of a GenBank genome assembly. Lineage: Eukaryota; Metazoa; Platyhelminthes; Trematoda; Plagiorchiida; Dicrocoeliidae.
AUGAAAACCGCCAUUGCGGAGGGUCUUAGCGCAAAGGAUAAUCAUGAGGUCAAACUAAAUGGAACUAUGAAACUCGAAUAUGCUGAUGCGAAUACUCAUUCGAUUUUGGAGAACCUUCAUGUGAAAACAAGAGAUUUAACUUCCGAUAUUAAUACAUAUCAUGAAUCGAUGGACAGUGACAGAAGCCUGAUGCAGUGGCUUUUGUUACAAAUCGACUCGAAUAAAUCUGCUGGAGUCAAUAAACCUACCGUCAGUCAGAAGCGGAUCCUCUCGAAAGAGUCACUUUCAAACCAGUUUCUUGGACAGUUAUUGCAAAAUAUCGAUGACAAAGUUGUCAAGGGAAAGAUGGAACGGCAAGAUUUGUGGAAUAAUUCUCCCAGACUAGAGCGAACGAAGAAGGUGGAUGAACAUCACUUUCCACGGUUAGCACGUUCUCAUGAAAGGUUAAACGAUAUCAAACCACUGGUCAAUGGAAGAGGAGUACCAAAAGGAUCCAUCGAAUGGAUUUCGUGUUUACUCGAUGAUAUGGAAGAAAAAACGGUGCAUAUGCGCAAUCAAAACGAACAAAUUGUUACAGAAUUAAGGAAAAUAAAUGCUAUAAUUGAGUCGCUUAGGGAGUCAUCAGACGACCAAAAUGAAGAAUGGCAUUUGUACACAAAUGAUUACAAUGAACCAAAGAGAGGCAUAGUCAAACUCAAAGAAAAUGCCAGUCUUGGAACGAUGACAGCUUGUUCCAGCCUAUAUGAUAGUCCAAUCCACUUGACGAAUCCUGACAGCGAUGGAAGUACAAACUUUCCCAUGUGGAGAUCACAUGAAAGCUCAAAUGUCAGGUGUCAAAGUGAAAUGCCAACAAAUGGAUCUAAUGAAUUCCCCGGUAUUCCGCCUCCUUCAAAUGGUCGACUAAAUGUUUCGCCGAGCCCUCGCACAUUUAGUAAGGACGGUAGGAUCAGCGAGAUCAAGAAUGAUGCAUAUCUGUACACAAAAUGGGAGCAAACGUCGUCACGAACACGGACACAAUCCCGCACUUCCACUCAUCGUUACAAAGAACGUUCCAUGGAUCCAUUGGACUCCCCUGGUCAAAAAAACAAAGAAUCAAAAUCUAUGUGGUUUGCACGCGCUCUCAGUCAAAUUUCGCUAGCCGAGCCCAUACUGAGGUUCAAAAAAGAAAAGUCUUCUACGCAAGCUAGCUAUAACGAUUUACCCAUCGGGAGCCAGACUACACUCAAUUCCCAAGCACAAAGUCCCAAAGGAUUUGCAUCUGCGGUUUUUAGAACCUUUCGUCGAAAAGCCAGCUCACCAGCUCCUAACCCUAUGCUAAUCAGCUCACCCAUCUCAAUCCACCGUAUAUCGGAACCACGAUGCAUGAGCUUGGGGCAUCUGAGAGGGAAAAGUAAUCUACAAGCGAUCAAGCGGGAUGCCCCAAGUGAAGACCCGUUCCGAAUUUUUGGGGACAGCCCCAUAGAGAUUUCACAUGAAAACAACUCGCCGAAUGCAGCUUUUGAGUUUGCAAGAGAAGAACGUUCGUUGCCACAUCCGCAAGAAAAGCUACCAAUUCACCGAAGAUCCCCAAUCCGCAAAGAAAUACCUCCCAAUUCCCCACUGUACUUUAAUGGCUAUACUUUGACAAAACCACCCCUCAAGCAAUACUAA